AUGAAUAUGUUGGGAAGCAUGUUUUCGACGGUCAAGCCGAGAUUGGAUGAUCUCGGCACGGACCGUCUCAAUUAUUACUAUUCGACACUUAUUAUUAUGGGAAUGUCGUUGACGAUCACUGCGAGACAGUAUGUCGGAUCGCCGUUGCAGUGUUGGGUGCCCGCGCAGUUCACCAAAGCGUGGGAACAGUAUGCCGAAGACUAUUGUUUUGUGUACAACACGUAUUGGGUCAAACCCAAUGACAAGGUGCCACUUACAGUUGAGGAAAGGGUGUCCCAACAGCUUAUUUACUACCAAUGGGCACCUUUUAUUAUGGCUAUCGAGGCGGCGUUCUUCUAUUUGCCGGUGAUAUUUUGGAGUAUGUUAUCGACUAAAUCUGGAAUCAAUAUUAUCAAGUUGGUGGAGACCGCGCAGAAAGCCGAGGGAGCCGAGUCAGAAGACCGAAAAAAGCAAAUCGACAUCAUCUGUCGCCACAUUUCCAACAAUCUUCGAAAACGUCGUACCGAGGAGGAGACGACGAAGAUGGCGAAGAUUCAGAGGAUUUUCGGAAUGCAACACGGCAAAUUUAUCACAAACGUCUACCUGGUGACAAAGUUCAUCUACAUGCUCAACUCGCUCCUCCAAUUCUACUCGACCAACAAAUUCCUCGGUCAAAAUGAUCCGUACUGGGGGAUGCGUAUUCUAGAUGAUAUUCUUCAUGGGACCGAUUGGGAACACUCGGGAAAUUUCCCCCGAAUUGCUAUGUGUGAUUUUCAGGUCCGAGUACUCGGCAACCUCCAGAGGCACUCAAUUCAAUGUGUGCUCACAUUGAACAUGUUCAACGAGAAGAUCUUCUUGUUUUUGUAUAUUUGGUUCCUCUUGGUGUUUUUCGUCACAUUUUUCGAUUCUUGCUUCCUGAUUUAUAACAUGUUCAGCAGCCAUAAAAUUGUCGAGUUUUUGCAACAAUUCCUCGACAAUCAAGAAGUGGAUGAGAAUGAGGAGAAGAAGCCAGACGAGGAGAAGAAGAAAGUGUAUCGAAAGGAGCAACACGCGAUUUUACUUUCAGAGUUUUGUCUGCACAAAUUCACUCCGGAUAUUAUUAUUCUUCUAAAAAUGAUUAACAACCACACCGGAGACAUCGUCUGCACCGAGAUUGUUGGCAGAAUGUGGAAUGAAUUUUUAAAACGUGACGCAAAACUAGUGCUUCAACGGUUCGUCGACAACGAUCACAAUAUCGAGACGAAAUCGUCAAGUCUGAAAUCAGUGCAGUUGUAUGAAGAGCAACGGAGUUUUAUUUGA
Caenorhabditis remanei is the source of this 1278-nucleotide messenger RNA. RefSeq lists its product as uncharacterized. The transcript has 9 exons. Gene Ontology annotation, cellular component: gap junction; plasma membrane. NCBI's taxonomy places the organism in Eukaryota, Metazoa, Nematoda, Chromadorea, Rhabditida, Rhabditidae. The record is from RefSeq and is a predicted model, not a curated record. The coding region runs from base 1 to 1278 and encodes 425 amino acids. Gene Ontology annotation, molecular function: gap junction channel activity.